Dermatophagoides farinae (American house dust mite) is the source of this 1638-nucleotide messenger RNA. RefSeq lists its product as uncharacterized. Lineage: Eukaryota; Metazoa; Arthropoda; Arachnida; Sarcoptiformes; Pyroglyphidae. The record is from RefSeq and is a predicted model, not a curated record.
AUGGAGAGGUUUUCAAUUAUUCAAUCAUCAAUCAAAUUAUUGAUUAUUUUCAUUGCCUUUUCAUCAUCGAUUGUGGCCAUUAAUGGCGAUAAAAGUGUCCAUAAUAAUAAUAACAAUAACAAUAACAAAAAUGAUUUAAAAACACAAGAAUCAUUCGAUUCAUUUACAACCGGUGCAUUAGGUCCAUUACUUCAUGAUAAUCAUCAUCAUCAUCAUCAUCAUCAUGACGAUCAACAUUUAGAUAAUCAUAAUAAUAAUGAUUAUGGUAUACCAUCAAGCUAUGAUGAUCUUUAUAAAUAUGGAGGUAUUGUUAGCAGUGGUGGCGGUGGCGGUAGUAAUGAUAAAAAUAUUCUCGGACAUUAUGGCGAUGGUGGUGGUGGUGGUGGUUAUAAAAACUAUUAUGGUGACACUGAACAUUUGGAUCAAGGUUUAAAUAAAUAUAAUGGUCAUCAUAAACGGGAUAAAUAUGGUGGUAAAAGUGGUAAUCAUAAAGAUUAUAAUGAUCAUCAUGUUUAUACACGUAAUCGUGGUUAUGGUUAUGAAAAACAUUAUAUGUAUGAUAAAGAAUAUUCUACGGGAAAAUCCACCGGAACAAAACAAGGACAUCAUUCAUAUUAUGGUGAUCAUGAUCAUGGUUCAAAAUCGACAAUAGAUUUACAUAAAAAUUAUGAUAGUAAAAAAUUUGGUAAAUCGAUAGUGGAUGAACCACAUGUGGAUGAUUCGAAUUAUGACCAAUAUAGCAGUAGUGGUGCACAUGGUCACGGUCAUGGUCAUCAUGGUCUUGGAUCAUUGGAUAAUUUGAAUAAAAUGAAUCUAUUGAAACAUAAAAAAGAAUUAUUGAGAAAACAUCUUGAUCAUGAACAUCAUCAUCAUCAUGGUCAUAAUCAUCAUCCACCAUCGAUACAUCAAACAUAUUCUAAAUUACAUGAUUACAUACCAACUGCUAAUAUCGUGGAACAUCAUCAUCAUCAUGGUGUUGGUAGUGGUGGUGGUGGUGGUGUGAAUAGUUAUUCACAUUUAACGACACCAUUUCUCGGUACAACAUAUGGAUCAUUAUUAUCACCAAAUUCUCAUCAAUCAUAUGACCAUUCGAUGGAUUAUAUACCACAACAUCAAUAUGCAACAAGCUAUUUUGACAGUGGCAGUAGUAAUCAUCCGGAUGAUUUGGGCCUUUAUCUAUCGAGUAGUAGUAAUAGUAAUGUAAAAAAAUUAAAAAAUAAUAAUUCCACUACCAAUGCAUUAAUUAAUACGGAUACGGAAGGUGAAAGUAUUAAUACAUUAUUACCUAAUGAUGGUAGUGGCAAUGAUGGUGAUGGAUCCAGAUCAACAUCAUCAUCAUUGAUGAUAAUGAGAAAUAAUAAUGGUAAAAUAAUCAAUAUGGCACCAUUAAUAUCGACACGAUUAUCAUCAUCAACAUCCAUGGAACCAAUUGAAAUGAUGAUGAUUAAAUCACCACAAUCACCACGUGGCGUAACUGUUGCCGAAAGUUUUGCACGCAUACAGAAUGCUGUACAUGCAACACCACCGGUUAUUGCGACAUCACAUCUUUAUCAACCAACUAUUAAGCUUUAGAAACCAAAACAAAAAAAAAAUUCAAUCAUUCACUACACACACACACACACAGAACAGUAAAAUAUU